AUGAGCUCAUACACCAUCGACAUGCCCUCUAUAGAUGCCAGUACAGCUCCCACAGGUGCAGACAAGUACUCUGUCAUCUUACCUACUUAUAACGAGAGGAAGAACUUGCCUGUGAUAGUUUGGCUGUUGGCCAAGACGUUCGAGUCCAAAGGCAUACAAUGGGAGAUCAUCGUAGUGGACGAUGCGAGUCCGGAUGGUACGCAGGAGGUAGCUAAGCAAUUGGCAGGGAUAUACGGGGAAGACAAAGUGGUACUCAAACCUCGUGCUGGUAAACUUGGAUUAGGUACCGCCUAUGUCCACGGAUUGAACUUUUGUACUGGUAACUUUGUGAUCAUUAUGGACGCAGAUUUCUCACAUCAUCCUAAAUUCAUACCUGAAUUCAUCAAAUUACAAAAACUUCACAACCUCGAUAUCGUCACCGGUACACGAUAUUCCUCUACCCCUUCACCUAAACCAUCCUUAAAUUCUGUAUCGAUCGGAUUAGGUCCAGGAGGAGUAUACGGAUGGGAUCUGAAGAGGAAAUUGGUUUCGAGGGGUGCUAAUUAUUUGGCGGAUACGGUUUUGAGGCCUGGCGUGAGCGAUUUGACUGGUAGUUUCAGACUAUAUCGUAAAUCCGUCAUUCAAGAUAUAAUCUCCCGAUGUACAUCCAAAGGAUACGUAUUCCAAAUGGAAAUUAUCGUCCGAGCUAGAUCAUUGGGAUAUACAGUCGGGGAAGUACCCAUCACGUUCGUUGAUAGGAUUUACGGUGAAUCGAAAUUAUCAGGAAACGAAAUUGUAGGUUAUGCUAGAGGUGUGUUGAGUUUAUGGUGGGGUGUGUAG
Molecule: messenger RNA, 819 nt
Organism: Kwoniella botswanensis
Lineage: Eukaryota; Fungi; Basidiomycota; Tremellomycetes; Tremellales; Cryptococcaceae
Exons: 7
Coding region: 1-819 (272 amino acids)
Biological process (GO): GPI anchor biosynthetic process; protein O-linked glycosylation via mannose; dolichol-linked oligosaccharide biosynthetic process
Cellular component (GO): endoplasmic reticulum membrane
Molecular function (GO): dolichyl-phosphate beta-D-mannosyltransferase activity
Source: RefSeq, a predicted model, not a curated record